Molecule: messenger RNA, 1248 nt
Organism: Macaca mulatta (Rhesus monkey)
Lineage: Eukaryota; Metazoa; Chordata; Mammalia; Primates; Cercopithecidae
Gene: MAMU-KIR
Product: killer immunoglobulin-like receptor KIR3DH-like 5
Biological process (GO): immune response-regulating signaling pathway
Cellular component (GO): plasma membrane
Source: RefSeq, marked provisional
AUGUCGCUCAUGGUCCUCAGCCUGGCGUGUGUUGGGUUCUUCUUGGUCCAGAUGGCCUGUCCACACACGGGUGGUCAGGACAAGACCUUCUUGUUUGCCCGGCCUAGUGCUGUGGUGCCUCAGGGAGGACACGUGACUCUUCGGUGUUACUAUCGUGAUGGACUUAACAACUUUACCAACUUCACUCUGUACAAAGACGACAGAAGCCACGUUCCCAUCUUUCACAGCAGAAUAUUCCAGGAGAGCUUCCUCAUGGGCCCUGUGACCCCGGCACACGCAGGGACCUACAGAUGUCGGGGAUCAUACCCGCACUCCCCAACUGAGUGGUCGGCACUCAGUGACCCCCUGGCGAUCAUGGUCACAGGAGUCCACAGAAAACCUUCCCUCCUGGCCCUCCCAGGUCCCCUGGUGAAAUCAGGAGAGACGGUCACCCUACAAUGUUCGUCAGAUACCGUGUUUGAGCACUUCUUUCUGCACAGUGAGGUGACCUUUGAGAAGCCCUUGCACCUUGUUGGAGAGCGCCAUGGUGGGGGUUCCCAGGCCAACUAUUCCAUCAAUUCCAAGAUGUCUGACCUUGCAGGGACCUACAGAUGCUAUGGUUCUGUCACUCACUCCCACUAUGUGUUGUCAGCUCCCAGUGACCCCCUGGACAUCGUGAUCACAGGUCUAUAUGAGAAACCUUCUCUCUCAGCCCAGCCAGGCCCCACGGUUCAGGCAGGAGAGAACGUGACCUUGUCCUGCAGCUCCCGGCGCUCCUUUGACAUGUACCAUCUAUCCAGGGAGGGGGAGGCCCGUGAACUUAGUCUCUCUGCAGUGCGAAGCGUCAACGGAACAUUCCAGGGCGACUUCCCUCUGGGCCCUGCCACCCACGGAGGAACCUACAGAUGCUUCGGUUCUUUCCAUACCACACCCUACAAGUGGUCACACCCGAGUGACCCACUGCCCGUUUCUGUCACAGGAAACCCUUCAGGUAGUUGGCCUUCACCCACUGAACCAAACUCCAAAACUGGUAUCACCAGACACCUGCCUAUUGUGAUUAGGUACUCGGUGGCCACCAUCAUCUUCACCAUCCUCCUCUUCUUUCUCCUUCGUCGCUGGUGCUCCGACAAAAAGAGACUCUGAUGAACCAGACCCUCAGGAGGUGACAUACGCACAGUUGGAUCACUGCGUUUUCACACGGGGAAAAAUCACUCGCCCUUCUCAGAGGCCCAAGAGACCCCCAACAGAUACCAGCGUGUACAUAGAGCU